Messenger RNA from Poeciliopsis prolifica (blackstripe livebearer), 3577 nucleotides. Its product is annotated as SH3 domain-binding protein 4-like. Gene Ontology annotation, molecular function: protein binding. The transcript has 5 exons. Gene Ontology annotation, cellular component: cytoplasm. Lineage: Eukaryota; Metazoa; Chordata; Actinopteri; Cyprinodontiformes; Poeciliidae. The coding region runs from base 293 to 3184 and encodes 963 amino acids. The record is from RefSeq and is a predicted model, not a curated record.
GAAGCGACAGCGUGACGUCACGUCUUGAUGGAAAUGAGUGCCAGUGAAGCCACGCCCUGCCCCGGUGACGUCAGACGAAGCUCGGCAGUUUUCCUCUUGAAGCCUCCGGGCUGAAGCGGCGGAGACUCGCAUCCAACGCGACCAGGAGCGACUGGAGGAUCGAGACGCGCGGCUGUUUGCGUCGAAAUCAAACCCAGAAUUCCUGGCAGGCAGAGAGCCUGGUCAGCUGCUGACAUCCAUUAUUGCCUGGAGAUAAAAAGUGCCCUGGCAGAGUCGUGGAAGUCACUACAUCAUGGCCGCUCAUAGAAUCAGAGCCAACAACAACGCUUCUCUUCCUCGCUGCAAAUCGGAGGGGACACUCGUCGAUCUCAGUGAGGGAGUGUCGGAGGCUCGUCUGACAGAUGUCAAAGUGCCUUCUCCUAGUGCCUUACGACUGGAUACCACUGCUUCUUUUGGUGCUGCCAGGGAAGUUGUAGCCAUAAAGGACUACUGCCCAUCCAGCUUCACCACUCUCAAGUUCUCUAAGGGCGACCUCCUCUAUGUUCUUGACUCAUCUGGGGGUGAGUGGUGGUAUGCUCACAACAAUACAGAAAUGGGUUACAUCCCCGCAGCCUAUGUGGAACCCAUCAACUACAGAGACUCGUCCUUCAGCGACAGCGGGAUGAUAGACACAGUAUCAGACUGUAACGAGGAGGGAGCUAAAGAAAUGGACCUGUUAGGAGAGUGGACCGGAGAAAUUCUAAAACCGACCACUUUUCAAAAUGGAAAUCCUUUUGCAACAACCCAUACCUCUACAAAUCCUUUUCUAAACAGGGCUUCUCAGAGUUCCUUGGAUCAGACAAUAAAAGAGAAAUCAAUUGACCUUCUUCUGUUUGAUACACUCUCUUCUUCUGGCCCUAAUUCUACCAGAAACACUGGAGACAAUUGUUUUUCCAGCUAUGUCUGUAGUUUGAACACUCUUAGUCCCUCUGUGGUUGUGGGGCAAACAUUUCAAAGAGACAACCCGUUUUUUAGAAGCAAGCGUUCCUACAGCCUGUCUGAACUGUCCGUCCUUCAGGCUCAGACAGAAAUUCCUCAAGCCUCCAACAGUUUCUUCAGAGGUCUCACAGCACCUGCACCCGAGCAGUUCCAGACGAGGGAGGACUUCCGCGCAGCAUGGCUCAGCCAUCGCAAGUUGGCCAGGUCCUGCCAUGACCUGGAUUCACUGGGUCAGAGCCCUGGCUGGGGUCAAACACAGCCGGUAGAAACCAACAUCGUCUGUCGUCUGGACAGCUCAGGAGGAGCAGUGCAGCUUCCAGACACCAACAUUAGCAUCUUUGUGCCAAAGGGCCAUGUGGCAGCAGGGGACACACAACAAAUCUCAAUCAAAGCUCUGCUCGACUCACCACUUGAACUGAACAGUGAUCGCUGUACCACUGUCAGCCCUGUGGUAGAGAUCAAACUCAGCAACAUGGAGACCAAAACCACCAUCACCCUGGAGAUGAAAGUAUCUGUUGUUGUAAAAAUGGAAAACAGGCAGACAACACAAGUUUUAUGCGUGAGGAGUGAUUGUAAAGAGGGGCCAUAUACCCCCAUUCCUCAGGCCUACACCUAUGGGGACAUGGUUCAGGUGGGCCUGGAUAACCUUGAGCCAUGCAUGUAUGUAUGUGUGGUCACCCAGGCACUGUCUGUACAACCUGAAACAACAGUCUGGGAGCAUGUUGUUAAAAAGAUUACCUUAGGAGUUUAUGGUCCAAAACACAUCCACCCAGCCUUCAAAACUGUGGUGGCCAUGUUUGGCCAUGAAUGUGCUCCAAAGACCCUGUUGGUGAGCGAGGUGGGUAAACAGGCACAGUCUGCACCACCUGUUGCCCUGCAGCUUUGGGGAAAACAUCAAUUUGUCUUGUCAAAACCUCAAGACCUCCAUGUUGAGGUUUACUCCAACAUGGCUAACUAUGAGGUGAAAGCCAGUGAGCAGGCCAGAGUGGUCCGGGGCUUCCAGGUUAGAUUAGGGAAAGUCAGCAGGUUGAUCUACAUGAUUUCCACUCGGGAUGCUGACGAUGUUUCAGAUUUCACUCUAAGAAUCCAAGUCAAAGAUGACCAAGAUUGUAUCCUUGCUCAGUUUUGUGUCCAAACACCAACACCGCCACCUAAAGCAGGUCCAAAGACAUCAGUGCAGCGCCGAUUCCUGAAGAAAAAGGAGUUAGGGAAAAUAGUUUUGUCUCCUCUUGCUGUUGCAACCAAAUACCCUGUUUUCCAGGACAGGAAAAUAAACAACCUAAAGUUUGGGAAAUUAAUCAAAACUGUAAUCAGGCAAAUGAAAAACCAGUACUUGCUUGAAUACAAAAAAGGAGACUUUGUAGCCCUUCUGAGCGAGGAGAUGAUCAAGCUGAAAGGCCAGUUGUGGACAAAAGAGUGGUACAUUGGGUAUUAUCAGGGCAAAAUAGGGCUUGUUCACGCUAAGAAUGUUCUGAUAGUUGGCAAGAUAAAGCCCACUAAUAUCAGCGGGCCUGAACUUACAACCUCAUUGUUACUGGAGCAAAUACUGAAGCCCUGCAAGUUCCUCACAUACAUCUAUGCCUCAGUAAGAACUAUACUGAUGGAGAACAUCGGCAACUGGCGAGUUUUCGCGGACGCUCUUGGAUACGUCAACCUGCCCCUGACACAUUUCUGCCGCACGGAGCUCGACAGUGAGCCAGAGAGGGUGGCGUCGGUCCUGGAGAGGCUAAAGGAGGACUGCAACAAUGCAGAGAGCAAAGAGAGAAAGUCCUUCCAGAAAGAACUCCUGACGGCUUUGUUGAAGAUGGAUUGUCAGGGUCUCGUGGCCAGGCUUGUCAUGGACUUUGUCCUUCUGACCACCGCCGUGGAGGUGGCCGGACGAUGGAGGGACCUAGCUGAGAAGCUGGCAAAGGUUUCCCGGCAGCAGAUGGACGCCUAUGAGGCACCGCACCGUGACAAGCAUGGCGUGGUGGACAGUGAAGCCAUGUGGAAGCCAGCGUAUGACUUCCUGGUCACGUGGGCUGCUCAGAUCGGCGACAGUUACAGGGACGUGAUCCAGGAGCUCCACAUGGGCCUGGACAAGAUGAAGAGCCCCAUCACCAAACGCUGGAAGCACCCCACCGGCACGCUAAUCCUGGUCAACUGCCUGGACCUCCUGCGGAGCUCCGCCUUCAGCUCUGCUUCUCAGGAUGACAAUGCCUUCUGAGUUUGAGCUGCACAUCAACUGACUCUUCUUGAAUGCCUGUAUUUUCUGUUCAUUGUCUGGUGGAACCCAAACAGACUUCUCCUAAGGUCUCCCUAGGACACACACACCCUAGGAACUACAGACAAUGACAUGUUGCACAUGUAAGUAUUUUCAACUCUAGUUUUUAGCACAAACUUUUUGUAGAGCAAAACUUUAAAACCUUUGAUUAAGUACUGUGUUUCAAAUUGAAGGAUCACUUUUUCAAACUAAGACGUUUUACAGUCUCUAUACAGUCUCUAUGUUACAGUCUCACUCUGUAUUUCAUAUGUACAUGAAACCAUAAUGAUCUUUUCCGGUCAUGGUCCUUCUGACUUCAGACAUUCAGCACCACUCUGUCUUGUUGGUAUGGAAGAU